AUGACAGUAAUUAUAGCAUCUUUAUUCUUACCCUAUACAGUUCAUUUUGAGAUUGAUACUGCGGAAGUGCAAUCGAUUCCGCAGCAAGACACAACAGCUCCUGCUCAAUCAACUUCAACGCCAAGUACAACUGCGUCAUCGGCACAAUUGUCUAUUCUCCCUUCGUUAUCAAAACAACCAAGACCUGCAGCUGUUAUUCCAGACAAUAAGCAAUUUGAACGUUCCGACACCCCAGAAGGGUUCUUCUACAAUAGAAGAAGCUCUGCCAAGUCAGAACAUCAGUUUAUUCAGCCAAUAUCAAAAAUCAGUAAAAUGGAUAGUUCUGUUGUUGAUUCCAAAAAACCAAACGAAGAUAUGGGUCUUCCAGGAUUUAGCAGAUCACAAGUUAACUUGGCAAAUUCGACUCCCAACUUGGCACGUGUCACGAAACCACUAGCGCCACCUCCAUUGAACCGAGGCCGGAGCUCAUUUAGUAAAGCAAUGUUCACGUUUCACGGAAACAGUAGUGCUACCUCAUUGAUGUCUGAGGAUGGUACUGCUGAGAGCAGCCCUGUUAUAUUGCCUUCGAGCUUGGAAGAUGAUUUUGAUCAAAAUUUCCAGGAUAUGGUGCAUGGUAAAUCAAAUUUGGCUCCGUUUGGUGGGUUCUCCAGACCAGGAGUCGAAUCACAAUUUCUUUUCGAAAAAAACAUUUUUGAUGUUGCCCCAUGGUCCAUUGUUCGACCAGACAAUGGUAAUGGUUCUUUGACAAAGGCAGUAAAUAUCUCAAUUGACUCAGGAAUUAUGGAUAAAGCAAAAUGGGUCGGUAUUGUUGCCAUGCCAAGCGACGAUGUGCCGCUACGAGUUAAAUCUGAAAUUUCGCAAAAAUUGUCCGCAGACUACGAUUGUGAGGCGGUGUUCCCCGACGACGUCACGUUUGAAGGUCAUUACAAGUCAUUCUGUAAACAAAUUUUGUGGCCAACGUUGCAUUAUCAGAUCCCCGAUGACCCUAAAUCCAAAGCGUUUGAAGACCAUUCGUGGGAGCAUUAUGUGCUAAUGAACCAAUUGAUUGCAGAUAAAGUAGUAGAUACAUACAACAACGUGAAGGAUAAAGAGACAACUGUAUGGAUUCAUGACUACCACUUGUUAUUAGUUCCCAAGAUGGUUCGUGAUAAGUUGCCUGAUGCAAAAAUCGGAUUUUUCUUGCAUGUUUCUUUCCCUUCGUCAGAGGUUUUCCGUUGUUUUGCUCAAAGAAAUCAAUUGUUGGAAGGUAUGUUGGGUGCAAACUCAAUAGGUUUCCAAACUAAUGAAUACGUUCGUCAUUUUUUGCAGACGUGUAAUCGGUUGUUAUUGGCCGACACAAGUGAACUGGGAGUCAAUUACCAGGGAAACUUUACUGUGACAAGCACUAUUCCCGUUGGUAUAGAUGCGUUUUCCGUCAGAGAAAAAGUACAUUCAGCACAAGUCGCAGAGUGGCGGGGCUUGAUUAAGGAAAGAUGGAAAGAUCAGCAUUUGAUUGUCAGUAGAGAUAAGUUGGACAAGUUAAGAGGAAUCAAGCAAAAGCUUUUGGCUUAUGAAAUGUUUUUGAUAGAUAACCCGGAAUACAUUGAGAGUACAGUAUUAAUCCAGAUAUGCAUUGGAUCAGCUCAGGAUCCCGAUUAUGAGCUGGAGAUUAUGAAGAUUGUUUCGAGAAUCAACUCGAUGCCCGAGAAUAUUUCAGUUACACAACCGGUGGUAUUAUUACAACGAGAUAUUGGUUUUGAUCAGUACUUGGCGUUAUUAUGUGAGGCAGAUGUCUUUGUGGUUAGUUCUAUGAGAGAGGGGUUGAAUUUAACCUGCCAUGAGUUUAUCACUGCUAAUGAAGAUAAAAAGUCUCCGUUGAUGCUUUCAGAAUUCACCGGAUCGUCUAACUUGUUGCUGUGUAAGGGACAAGGGGCAAUUUUGAUUAACCCAUGGGAUAUUAAAAAGUUUUCAGAAACCAUCAAAAUCCUGUUGACAAUGUCUGUUGGUGAAAAAGAGUUACGCUGGCACAAUUGUAAUCAAAUUGUUCUUACACACGAUUCGAAACACUGGGUUACCAGUUGCUUGAACUCGAUUGAUAACUCCUGGAAAAUCGACCAUAAAAAGAGUGGCAAUCUAAUUCCAUUUACAAAAAACGCAUUCAAGAAUUGGCGUGGUGUGGGUGGUAAAAGGUUGAUUAUUCUUGCCUUGGAGAUUUCAUCAGCUGUUGCAAAUACAAGAGGCAAUAAUGCUGGUUCUGCCUCAGGCAAAGUUAACGUUAUUGAUCCUUCGAGACUAGUGAAGUUAUUGUCUGACUUGGUGGAAUCUCAAAGCACUUUAGUUUACUUGUUGUCUUAUUUGCAACGGUCGGACUUGGAUAUUAUGUUCAAGAGAUAUCCUCAAAUCGGUCUUAUUGCAGAAAAUGGGAAUUUUGUCAAACUUAUUGGUGCCAAGAAUUGGAUAUCAUUAGCCGACAAAGACGAGUUGAAUAGCUGGAUGCCAGAAAUUGUGAAGCUUGUUGAGUCAAAAGUAGAAAGGUUGCCAGGAUCAUUUUGUGAAGCUUUGGACGCAACAGUUCGUUUCCAUGCUGGAAAGUCUUUUUCUGAAGAUCGAGAGAGAUCUUUAGAUACAAUGGGUGAAACAAUUCAACACAUCAACACGCUAUAUGAACACAAUGGAAUACAUGCCACCUUGGUGAGAAACCUGGUAAUUGUCCAAAAGGAUCAAAUAAGCUUGAAAGCUAUUCGGCUUGUCCUUUCGUGUCACAACUCUAAUCUCGACCAAAAGUAUGUUGUGUCACAUAUAAACGAGUUCCAGCAAUCAAUGAAAGAUGAUAUACCUUCAAGUGACCAUGAACUUGCUGCUGUUCUUUACAGUGGCGGGCUCACAUCUAUUGAUGAGGCAAACUACGAGUAUGUGAAUAGUUUGAAAAAUGACAUCAGAAGUUUGACGGUUACUUUAAUAUCAUCAUCAAACGAAGAAACAAAGACUGCUGCUACGUAUGGAGUAAGAGGUAUUAAUGAAUUGCUUUGUAUAUUAAACAGUUAG
This is a messenger RNA of Candida dubliniensis CD36, 3024 nucleotides long. It is a transcript of the gene TPS3, whose product is annotated as trehalose 6-phosphate synthase/phosphatase complex subunit. Bases 1 to 3024 code for a protein of 1007 amino acids. Gene Ontology annotation, molecular function: catalytic activity. Gene Ontology annotation, biological process: trehalose biosynthetic process. Gene Ontology annotation, cellular component: alpha,alpha-trehalose-phosphate synthase complex (UDP-forming); cytosol. The record is from RefSeq and is a predicted model, not a curated record. The transcript has 2 exons. NCBI's taxonomy places the organism in Eukaryota, Fungi, Ascomycota, Pichiomycetes, Serinales, Debaryomycetaceae.